Messenger RNA from Xenopus laevis (African clawed frog), 2993 nucleotides. It is a transcript of the gene bhlhe22.L, whose product is annotated as basic helix-loop-helix family member e22 L homeolog. The coding region runs from base 779 to 1666 and encodes 295 amino acids. The record is from RefSeq and is a predicted model, not a curated record. The transcript has a single exon. Gene Ontology annotation, molecular function: E-box binding; DNA-binding transcription factor activity; protein dimerization activity. Gene Ontology annotation, biological process: sensory organ development; positive regulation of transcription by RNA polymerase II; axon development. Lineage: Eukaryota; Metazoa; Chordata; Amphibia; Anura; Pipidae. Gene Ontology annotation, cellular component: nucleus.
GGGUGCAGAGUAUUUAAUAAGAGGCAGCAGCAGACUGACUCCCAUUGGCUUUGGCUGCACUUGAGAAAGAGUUGAGGGAGAUGAGCAGUUGUGUCAUUUGCUGAAGGAGACAAAGUCGCAUGUGAGUGGGGUUUGUGCUCAUUGAGGAGUGAAAGUGGCCGCACAUGUCAGACUAGAGGCAGUUGUUGGUUCAGGACACAACGUCUCACAAACAUAUGCGCAGAGCUGAGGAGGAUACAGAUGGUCGCCAGAAGAAGGGGACACAUAGCGCCUUUUAUAUAAAGCUCUAGUCGCUGCUGCUGCUCGUCCUCUCACAGCCGCCAAAGGAAAGCGCUCAGAUUCAGCCAGCGCCUCGGAUUGUUUCUUACCGCUUUAAUCCUAUUAAUUAAAACGUUAACCUGAUUGGGUAGAAAGCUCUGUCCCAACAGGCGACUCUUCCCAUAAUAACCUCCUCACAGAUAAUGAUGUAAAAGACUCCCCAGUCUGAGGCGCUGCCGCUGCUACUGCUUGAUGGCUCCGGAGAUCUCUUGAUGGGGAAUCCAAGCGACAUAAACGCUGCGACUGAUCGUUGCGAGUCACAAUGCCUGGUCGCCGUGUAGCAGUACUAGUAAUAGUUGUAGUAGUAAUGUCAGUAGUAGCAUCAGACUGGAGCUGAAGAGCGAGAAGAGGACACGGUGCUCAGACUCAGCCACGGGAAAGUGACAACGUUUCGGCCCAGGAGCAGCGGGACAUCAGGAAAGACUUUUAUCGCACUAGCCAAGGUGGGAAGACAGGCGCUAUGGAGAGGGCGCUAAAGCUGGCUGAAGAGGACUUGUUCCACAAGAGCCUGAGCGCAAAGAGGAUGGAGUCUGCCUUCAGGUCCCCUCAGGGGCUGGAUGUGUCCCAGGCAGGAGAUCGCUCCCCGCUGCGCUGCUACGAUGUACCCGACCCGUCCGACCUCCUGCGGCACCACCAGCAGCAGCAGCAUCAGGCAAUGGCAGCCUCCGGGGCGCUGAGCGCAGCUGCUUCUAGCGAGUCUCUGGCACUGGCCGCCGCCAACAUGUGCGCUAAAUACGGGGAGAGCGCCGGCAGGGGGUCGAUGGCCGAGAGCAGCGGGGGAGAGGAGCAGAGCCCGGACGAUGACAGCGACGGGCGCUGCGAGCUGGUGCUAAGAUCAACCGAACACAGGGCCUCCCAAGCCGGCCUCAAGCUGGAUACCCCGUGCGCUCCCGGAGGAGGCAAGAAGUCCAAGGAGCAGAGGAGUCUCCGGCUCAACAUCAACGCCCGGGAGAGGAGGCGAAUGCACGACCUAAACGAUGCCCUGGACGAACUCCGCUCGGUGAUUCCCUACGCGCACAGCCCCUCGGUCCGCAAACUCUCCAAGAUAGCCACCCUGCUCCUGGCCAAGAACUACAUCCUCAUGCAAGCCCAGGCGCUCGAGGAGAUGAGGCGGCUCGUGGCUUAUCUCAACCAAGGCCAGGCCAUCUCCGCCGCCUCCAUCCCCAACUCUGCCGCUGCCGCCGCCGCCGCCGCUGCUGUCGCUCUGCACCCGGCACUGGGAGCCUAUGAGCCGGCGACCCCGGCGGGAUAUCCCUUCAGCACCGGACACCUGCCCACCCCCACCUCGUGCCCCGACAAGUGCGCCCUGUUCAACAGCCUGUGCAAACAAUGCACCGACAAGCCUUGACCUGGGACACUCUCUGGCUCACACUAAGCCCUACACUUGGCCUCCUGGGGAUGCCCCUGUCUCUAUGGAGAUGCCACCCCCAGGCUGAUGCUGCUGUUCCCCCUCAUGCCAGGAUGCCCAGUGCUGGGAUCUCUAGUUGCACAACAGCUGUUGGACUGCAGGUUGGACAACCUUAUACAUUUGAGGGUGGGGAGGUUAAAAACUUUUGGGUACUAGAGAAACUCUGUGUGGAAGUAACCGGUACCUUUGCUUUCCUCCAGCACCCCAUCAUCCAGCACCCACCUUCCUCAUGCCACCCUCCUGCUGUUCAACUACAAUUCCCAGCAUCCUCUGUGGGGUUGUUGUUCAAUAGCCGAGGAAGAACCAUUUUUUUUUAAUUAAAUCAAUAUUCCCAUUUUUUUUAUAUCUCUUUAUUGCUAUUUUUUUCCCUCUUCUGAAUUCGUUCGAACAAGGGACUUUCCAUCUAUAAAAACCCUCUGCGAAUAAUUUCCCAUUUUUAGUUUUGAAAUAAGAGACAAUUUCCCUCCCCCUGAUGGAUUUCCUCUCUGUGUUUCUCUAGGAAUUGAAAUGCUGAAAGCUGAACUAUUCUGAUCAAUCAGAAAUAAAAAAAAAAACAGGCACUUGAAUUUGAUAAUGAUUCUGAGCCAGGAAAACACUUGAAAUAUAGACUUUUGUUUCAUUACAAAAAAAAAAAAAGACUAAAAUUGCAAGAAUAUGAAUCAUUUGUAUUUUUUAAUCGUGUCUGAACUUUGUACGAUAAGUUUUGGUGAGGGAGCAGGUGACUUGCGACUAAACACUGCUCGUGUGAGUGAAACUUGUUUUUUUUUAACGAAAUCAUCGGUGUGCACCUUGGGUUCUCCAUCCUGAAUGUUGUGAGACAACAACUGGUUCCAUUUCUAUGUUACACUUUACUUGUUCCCAAACGCGAGACUAUUGAUCAUGUGUUCUAGGUGAAAGGAUGUCAGAUGAAUUAUUAUUAUUAUUAUUAUGAUUAUUAUUAUUAUUAUUGACUCUUGUUGGGAGAUAAUCUCUGCUGGAUUAAUUUCUAUACCUUGUGCCAAGUGUUUUAAAACAAAUAACUUCUAUGAGAUGGAGGAAUGAGGCUUGCUGGGUUGAAAGGUCAAUUUGAUUUGAAAUUGCUUCAUCAUCACUGUAUUUAACACUGAGCUUUAAUAAAUUGCUUCAGUCCAAAAGAAACUGCAGGAGGAAGUGUGUUAUUAAUUGGACAAAUCAGCACAAGCCUGUCCUUCAAAGUCUCUACAAAGGGAAAAAGCUAUUUGCGCUCAUGAUGAAAUGCUGUGACCCUGCUGUUGCCUGGGAUUGUUUU